CACUAGUGAAUGACGAGUGUGAGUAGUGGGGCAGAAUUACAAACAAGUCCAGGGGAACAGACACACUUUGUAAUUUUAUAUAUCAACAUUGUGAAUCGGUGUAAAUGUUAAGCUUGCCUUUCAUCAGCAUUGAGGAAAUGACUAUGCAGACAUGUUGAAAAAGCACCAGUUUUAUUUACCUGUUAUAUGGAUAAUGCUGCUGGCUGACAAACUGUCUCUGCAGGUCAGCCAGCUUCUCUCAUCAGGCCUUAACCGGUCUCAAAACUAAGUGUCCUUUAGGCUCCUCAAAAAUCACGGGACUGCCAGCUGAGGGCUGACCUACAAGAUGUCAGCUCACAUUUCCAGAAACCAUUGCAUCAACCAUGUUUAGGCCAGUGCUGUUUGAAGCUUCAAAACAGAUGGUCAGGCAGAAGCAGACAGUUCCUCAAGACGUUCAGACUGAGGAGGCCUUUGAGAGUCGGAGUGUGAGCGUUUUGGAAGCAGUUAUAACAAAAUCGCUGGUUGAUGGAGUUUGUGCGGCGGAGUGGUGACUACUGCCACGCCCAACACAUUUAGACCCUCCGUGGGAUGAGGCUGCACCAUGAAGACCUGCAGCCCUGAGACCUGAAGGAGCGUUGGCCUUUGCCCUCUGAACAAGCCAGCUCAUGGGGUAACAAGUGGAGCCUUAACACUGAAAGCUUACUGGAGCGAGAAAGAGAGAGAGAGAGAGAGAGAGAGAGAGAGAGCCUUUGAGAGACAAAGAGGGAAAAGAACUGGACAAUCAGAGGAACAGAAACAAGGAGACGAACAGAGAAAAAGCUGACACUUUAAAGCCAUCUGGACUAAAGGACACAGACACCUGAUGGGAUAAGACUCAAGACUAAAGGAAUUGGGAAAAUACCUUAAACUGUUUUAAUCAGCCUCCAAAUAAGUCGCUCCACAAGAGACAAACAGUCCCCAGUCACUGAGAGACCUGGUUUAAGUCAAAGACACAACAGCUACAGCUGGAAAUAAAGGUCAUCCUGGGCUUUCAAACCGUCACAGUGGCCACCAUGAAUCGUCCAGCUCCAGUGGAACUGUGCCACAAGAACAUGAGAUUCCUGAUCACACACAACCCCACAGACAGCACGCUCAGUUCCUUCCUAGAGGACCUGAAGCAUUACGGUGCCACCACAGUAGUUCGAGUCUGUGACAUCACCUAUGAUAAAACGCCGCUGGAGAAGGAUGGCAUUACCGUGGUGGAUUGGCCAUUUGAUGAUGGGGCCCCGCCCCCCAGUAAGCUGGUGGAUGAUUGGUUGGGUCUGCUGAAGAAGAAGUUUCAGGAGGAUCCAGGGAGCUGCGUUGCUGUUCACUGUGUGGCUGGACUGGGGAGGGCUCCUGUGUUAGUUGCUCUGGCUCUGAUAGAAAGUGGGAUGAAGUAUGAAGAUGCUAUUCAACUCAUCAGACAGAAGCGUCGGGGAGCCAUCAACAGUAAACAACUCACCUACCUGGAGAAGUAUCGAUCAAAGCAGAGGCUCCGCUUCAAAGACUCUAACACACACAAGAACAAAUGUUGCACCAUGUGAACACACACAGAAUCCUGUACCCCUCAGCAAAUUCUCUCAGGAAUCCAACCACAAUAGCCUUCUUUCAGAGUUAAAAUAUCUUGGCUUCCUUAGCCAAAGUAUACCCUGGGAAGCUUUGAAUAUCUUUCUGGCAAUCUCAGUCGGACUCAUCUUUGUUCCCCUAUUAGAAAAAAAACUCUUGUCCUUUAAGGCUCAAUUUAUUGUGUUUGCUUGAUAAUAUUGUUAACUACGAAGACAGAUGGUAAGAGAGAAAAUCACAUAAAGGAUAUGUUAGUUUUUGAGUUAUAUCUGCUUUAUCUUGUCAAAAUCUUCAAAAACAUCCAAAAUGUGCAUUUUGGAAAAUGCUAGACAGCUCUGGCAUUCAACUGAUUUAUUAUGAUACCUCAUAUACAUUUGGCUUUAAAUAUAAAUUAUUGAUUUUUUCUUUUUAUCAGUAAGAGCUGAUUUUCAACAUGUUAAAACUUCCUGAUACACAAAAGCAUGAAGUCUGAUGUCCAUACACCAGGUUAUCUCUCACUUUUAACACUAUUCCUGUUGAUUUUCAGUGAACAGGAGGAAUAAGGGCUCAUUCUUUUCACAGCCAUUUAUGCCAUCCAUCUUUAAUUAGUGUAAAAAGCAACUGCUAAAAUGAUUCAUCUUUCAUAAACAUGAAGCCUUCAUUAGGUUAUGUAACGGUCACUGUUUUAAUAUUGUGCUGAAAUUAUGUGUUUACAUAUCAGUGUGUGCAUUAUAUCAUUGCCCUGUUUACUGACACCCAGUGAAGGAAGAUGCAGCUGAUUUUAAGCCAUGUUUAAAAUGCAUAUAUGUAUGAUAUAAAAAUGUAAUGUUAAUAUUGAAUGACAGAGAAAUGUAAUUAGUUGUAAAUAUUAAUGAAUGAAUAUCUCUAUCAUUUUCCCUUUUGUGGCGAUUAACAACUCCAAGACAGACUGAAAAAAAAAGAGUUUCUGUCAGGAAGGAGUUUUCAUAUUUAUCAGCACGAUGCGACGGAGUCUCUAAAUUUUAGUGCAAAGAAGAUAGAGGUUGGUCGUAUUUUUUGCACAAAUGCUGCUGUGCAGAAUUGUGCACAUCUUUUAGCCAUGUUAGUAGCCAAUGUAUAUUCUUAGUGGUUUGGAGUUUACUUUCUCAUUGUGCUGGUUCCUGGAUGAAGCAUGUCACCAAAUGCUUUUAAAACCUUUCUCUUUUCUUCUGAUGAUAGAGCAUGCACUUUCAAAUGUUGCUUAUAUCAUUCUUCUUGUCAUGUAUGUCAAAAAACACAUCUUCCACCUGAACUAAGGUCCUCAAAAACAAUCAAUGAAAAUGAGAGCUGAGGGUGUAAAGCUAAAGUAAAGAAGCAGAAGCAAUCUAGAAGAAAAUGAUGAUCUGUCCCUCAUUGAAAAUGUGACUUCUUUUUAACACAUUGGCUAUGAGCGAUAACCAAUUUACUUGCAGUAUGUGUUAAUUUGAACGUGUGUAUUUUUAGCUACUGUUAAUCACUGGGACUGGCCUGAGCUGACACUUUUUAAUGAAAAAGCACACAUUGUAAAUGUCUAUGUCUGUAAAUUCUUGCAUUGUUUAAUUAAAGGUUUUGUCAUUGUCCCUUUUA
Labrus bergylta (ballan wrasse) is the source of this 3126-nucleotide messenger RNA. Its product is annotated as protein tyrosine phosphatase type IVA 3. Lineage: Eukaryota; Metazoa; Chordata; Actinopteri; Labriformes; Labridae. The record is from RefSeq and is a predicted model, not a curated record. Gene Ontology annotation, molecular function: protein tyrosine phosphatase activity. Gene Ontology annotation, cellular component: cytoplasm; nucleus. Gene Ontology annotation, biological process: protein dephosphorylation.